Molecule: messenger RNA, 3945 nt
Organism: Seminavis robusta
Lineage: Eukaryota; Bacillariophyta; Bacillariophyceae; Naviculales; Naviculaceae
Source: the annotation of a GenBank genome assembly
AUGCACUUGAUAACAUCGACCACUGCUGGCAGUCAAAGAGCCAUCAGUGCUUGCCAACCAUGUCGUCGUCAGGUUCAACGUGCGCUACAACGGCGGAAGAAAACGGGAAGCCAAGGUCGACGAGAAGAGCGACGAUGGUUGCAAGUUCCACCAAACAACAGGGACUUCUUGAGCCGUGAAAUUGGAGCGAAUUGCCUACUACGUCAAUUUUGGACCACGACUACUAAUACUGGCAAUGCAUCGAGUGGCGACUCUUCCCCGACUCCUAAUAAUGAGGCACUGAGUAAUCAUCCUGUUGGCAAUACCAAUCAUCCUCAACUCCAGCAAAGAAUUAUGGAGAUUUGUGAUGACACGGUGAUACCCUACGGCGAGUUAUCGAACGCACUGUGGGAGGAAAGCUUGCAAAUCCUGGAGCAAAUGGCUCGACACCACUCUGCUUCUGGACUGGAAUGCAGUUGCAUGCUCAUGGAGCGAUUGGUGAUUGAACAAGAUACUCGAAAGUCGUCCUCUACUACCGGUAGCCAAGACAACAGUUUUUCGUUUUCCUUGACCACGGAGCAUCUCAAUCAAGUGAUCCAUUGCUGGCUAUUCUGCUGGAAACAAGGGCGCGCCAACGUGACACCAGAACAAAUGCUCUCCUUGAUGGACGACUGGUUGUAUCGGCUGGAAUCCGAUCUUUAUCCCAAUGUCCAUACCUACAAUGCCAUCCUAAAAGGGGCGUUUACAUUCCUUCCGGGCAACAACAACAACAAAAACAACAGCAACUUGGGGACUACUGCCCUGACAUUUGCCGAAAACAUUUUUCAGCGAAUGAGGGAACAAGCCGACAAUCAUCAGCAUCCCAAUGUUCGUCCCAAUACGGAAACGUACGAUACCAUGAUACAGGCAUUGACCCUCCAGUUUCAGAACAUACUUCGGGCGGAAAACUAUCUGAACCAAAUGUUCCUAGAAGUCGCCUCGCGAGGGUCCACUGAAAUUGCACCACAUGUGGAGACUUUCAAGUACAUCUUGACUGCCUAUUCCAAGUUGCCUCGGGAAGAUCACACGGUUCCCGAACGAGCCCAUACCAUGCUACGGCACAUGCAACAUCUAGACUCGUUACGAACACUUCCCAAUGUCAAACCCGACGUAGCCACCUACAAUAUCGUGCUGGCGUGCUGGGCUAGGUCCAAUACCCAUCCCCAGGCAGCAGGACGAGCCUUGGAACUCUAUGAAGAAAUGAAAGCAGACCCGAACUGUCAACCGACCGCGUAUGCCCUCUCCAAUGUCUUGUUGGCAUUGUCCAAGGCAGGAGAUGCCGAGACUGCACAAGCACUGUUGGAUGAACGGCUGCCAGACUCCUCGGAUAAAAAGAGCAACCCUCACAACCAACUACAGCCGACUCGAGACUGGUUUCGACAUGUACUUCGGGCUUGGGGCAAACAGGCCCGAAAUGGUCAUCCCACGGCAUUGGCGCAAAUGGAAAAGCUCGUGCAACGAAUGAAAGAGCUCUCCAACGUUCUCCCGAGCGCCAAAAUGACAACCACUGGCUACAAUGAACUAUUGGCAUGUCUGGCAAAGUCUUCGGAGGUGUUGUCCAAGGAAGAAAUUGUCAAUAGAUCACAAGAGAUUAUAGAGGAAAUGGAAGAUUUGACGGCAGCGGGGGAGGUCCUAGUCAAGCCAGAUGCUCACACGUACACCACUCUGAUUCUCGUACUAGCAAAGCAUGGUCAGGAUCCAUAUGAAGCGGAGGCGGCUCUGGAACGUAUGUAUCAGUACCAUCUUGAGGAUGGCAAGAGCCAAAGUACGCAACCAGGUAUCCAUUCGUUUAAUGUAUGUCUCAAAGCAUGGGUCGACUCCCAGGCCGAAAACGCCUUCGAACGAGCAGAUGGCAUACUGCGGCGCAUGUGGAGGCUGCAUGAGACUGGAAUUCUUCACGAUGUCAAGCCAGACGUCGUCUCGUAUUCCACAGUUUUGAAAUGCCACCUGAAGAGUAAUUCACCCGACAGGGGGGAGCGUUGCCAAGCGCUGUUGGAGGAAAUGGAAGCCCGAUCCAUUCCGACAAGCGAAGGGUGUUAUCAAAUGCCUAUUUCAGCCUGGGCCCAGCUUGGUAAUGGCGACAAGGCGGAAAGCUGUCUCCAGCACUUUGUUGCUCAGUACAAGGCUGGAAGAAUCAAGUUCAAACCAAACAACAGAGCCUUUGAUGAAGUCAUAAGAGCCUGGUCGAAAUCGGGAGCGAAAAAUGCACCAGCUCGCGUCGAAGAUCUGAUAAAGCAAAUUGAAGAGCACCAUAAAGCUGGUAUGCUGGAGGAACCGCCUAGUCGAUUCUCGUACUUGGGACUGCUUUAUAGCUGGGCUUCAUCUGGGGAACCGUGGGCAGGCGAAAAUGCAGAGAAAGCGUUGCGCUAUAUGGAAUCAAAAUCGAGCGACGGGAACAAGUCUCUUGCCCUCCGUUCAAGCGACUACAAUGCUGUUUUGCAGCUGUACGCCAAAGAAGGACGUGGAAUGAAAGCUGAGGAGCUCUUGAAUCACAUGUUGGAUGUAUUCUACGGUCAGGAGUCACUUGAUGUAGAGCCCACGACCACCUCCUUCAAUGCGGUUCUAUUGGCUUGGGCCAACACCAAGGACGUGAAUGCCUCGAAGAGAGUGGAGGGUAUAUUGAAACAAAUGGACGAGCUGUGCAAAUCAAGCGUAUUGCGGGUAGCGCCUGACGCGAAGAGUCUCGGCGUGGUGUUGACGUGCUUGACGGACCAAGACCAAAGAGUCAACCCGCGUGAUGCGGAAACGCUACUUCAGCGACAUGCAGGCGUUGCCAGCCAAUCAAACUGGCACACGGUUAUACAUUCCCAUGCAGUUCUGGGCAAUGCAAGCCAAGCCAAACGUUUGAUGCAGUCCAUGUACAAAGAAUCUGAAGUCAAAGGGAAGAGAUCACUCCGACCGAACACAACAACCUACAAUCUUGUCUUGCGAGCCAUCGGUAAUUCAGAAGACGAGGACAAAGGGAAAAGAGGGGAAGCAUUGCUGAUGGAAUUGGAUAAUCAAGUUGAAAAGGAGUACAAACCGAACACAGUGUCCUUCCUUCUUACCAUGGCAUGCUACAAAAAGUCGAACCAUCCACAAGCUAUCCAAUGCGUGGAAGCUCUGCGAAAUGAAGUACAGCAACGUGCUGCUGCCGGAGAGGAAGGGAUUGAGUAUAGCAGUUCCAUCUAUCAUGAAAUGAUGUCAACCUAUGCGUCACACGGUGCACCAGAGAAGGCAGAAGAAAUGUUGGACGAACUUUGCCAAACUGUUUUGGAUGGCGCUACUGACAAUAACCAAAGCAACCUGGAGGUCAACAGUAGGUCUAUGAACAUGGUCUUAUCCGCGUGGGCAAGGGCCAACAAUCCAGAACGGGCCGAAGCUAUUUUGAAGUGUAUGAUUGACUACCGUGAUCGCGGUCUGUCUGGAAUGGCUCCCAUCGCCAUGAACUACAUGCGUGUGAUUGAGUGUUGGAAUCGAUCCAGUAGCAGCAACCCAUUGGCAGGGGAACGGGCUGACGAUCUUUUGAAGCUAAUGGAGCACGAUGCGCAACGAAAGUCCAAGACUCACAUGUUCCUGGCCAAUAAAGGAUUGUACUUGGCGGUCAUGAAACGAUUGGCCCAGUUUGGAUCCGGAGAGCGUGCCGAGGAGUUGCUUCGCCGUGUACAAAGCCUCUUUGAGGACGAGAAAUCGAACACGGCCAUUGAUCAAUUCCUGUACCGUGAAGCAAUUUUGGCAUGGAAGAAUUCCACGUCUCCAAAUGCCGCAGCACGUAGCGAGGUGUUGGAACAGGAGCUGUUGCAACGUUUCUUCUCGUCACAGCGAAGCAGCAAUUGAGCCUGACGAGUGAGUAGCUAGAUUGGUUGGAUGUUGCGUUGUUAUACAAUCGCUAGGGGACGACUACGCCUGAUAAUUAGGUUGUCAAUAGGUAACCCGAUGGAGUCACUU